Messenger RNA from Leptidea sinapis, 2015 nucleotides. RefSeq lists its product as uncharacterized. Lineage: Eukaryota; Metazoa; Arthropoda; Insecta; Lepidoptera; Pieridae. The transcript has 3 exons. The record is from RefSeq and is a predicted model, not a curated record. The coding region runs from base 103 to 1116 and encodes 337 amino acids.
GUAGUUUUAUAUGAUAAUUCCACCUUCUUUAAUACUAUAUUCCAAAAAAUAUAUUUUUAAUUGCUUGCGUGGUUUUGAUUAUAGUUUACAAAUUUAUUUAUAAUGGUAACAAUGAAGUGUGGAAAGGUAAGCCUUCAAGAGCGGUCGCGAGCCAGGAUCAAGACUGCAAUACCAAAUGAGAAACCGCGGCGCUACUGUGAAAAGCGGUUAAUAAACCCGGAACAUGAAGAGGAUCCUCGCUGGUUGAUAGGGUUACAAAGGUAUUAUUGUAAUGAAAACGAACCCAUAUUAAACGAGUCACACAAUAGCGGUCGAGUUCAACAAGAAAACUUGGACUUAUUUCUCUCCGUACAAAACUUACAAUUUCAAGGCGAAGCUCAGCAAAGUAAAAGACCACGGACCAGUUUUAAAUACAAAACUUUGUUGAACAAGCAAAAACAUAGAAUGUUCGUGAAGGAGCUCAUUGAAGAAGUUCAUAAUGAGCCUGGGCGAACCUCUGAAUUAACUUAUUAUUUUGAUGAUUACGCAAAAUACUUGGACCGUUCAGGGAAUUCGUCGGAAAAAUCAAGCUUAAUUAAUGUAACGAAUGAAAGUAAGACGAAUAAGGCUAUACAAACACAAUUUCGAGGCAGCGAUACGAACGUGCAAUUAAAAAAAGUUAAAAAGACACGCAAAAGAGAUACUGUUCCACGUACUAAAAAAAACGAUGAAAUUAACGAUAAAAAUUUAGAGAAAGCCCAAAUAUCGUUUCAUAAGCAUGGCAAAACUAAAAUUCUUACUAUUUCGAGGAAUGAAAGCCCUUCUACUUUGCAAGUUAUAAGGGUUGAUGUUGUCUGCUAUCAAAGCGGUAGUUCUAUGUCUCUUUACGAAGACAAUAAACCCGUUAAAGAAUCAAACGAUCACAACAAUAAUUAUAGAAUAGAUUUAAAGCACAAACACCUGGCAAAUAAAUACCUUUUGACAAGCUCAGUGAAAACUUUAGACGAAAAUACUCGCGGAGCCAAGGUAACACUGCUUUGUAAGACAUUUAAGCUUGCGGAAAGAUCUCGUAUAGCGUCUGAAAGAAAAACUAAAUUUCUCAAAGAAAAUGUUAACAUCACAAUAAAACAUAAAUGAAAAUGUGAUUUUCGUACUUUUAAAUUUAACAAUAAAUACAAUUUAAUGUUAUUAUUGAAUACUCCGAGUAAUUGAUGUACGUAAUGUGAAACAAUUUAGCGAAUCUAUUAUUUUAUUAGGUUACCAGUGAAACAACAUUUUAUUUUUCUAGAAAAUUAUGCCUUUAUCACAAGAAUAGUUAAAAUGAAAUGAUGUGUAUUAAAAUUACCUGCAAGCGAAAUUUGGCGCCCUUCUGGCGCCGCCAUUGCUUUUAACCUAAGCAUCCCAAAGUUAUUUCUUACAUAAAUAGCUAAAUAGUGUGAGAUAAUAUGUUUCUACCAUUAUAUUAAUUAUUCGUUGGUAACUGAAUUCAUGAACAUUAAUAGUGGUUAUUUCUAAACAUAUUUACAAUUUUCCUACUCUAGAAAUUCUGUUAGAUUCUAAAGUAAACUCUCCACGAUCAUAACAGAAUUGCCUGACAAAAUAUUCGAGAAAUAUGUAAAAACUAUUUUAAUGGCAAGGGGUUGUUAUAAUAUUAAAGAGGAUGAUGAAAUUUGUAGUACAGUUCUUUGCAUAACACAAGUCUCUGCGACCCCGUAGCAUUCACUACUAACGUAUUUUUAAUUACUUACGUAAUUUAUUUUAUGACGCAUUUGCGCACUUGUUUUUGUAAACAUUUUAUGACUAUUUACAAAUGCUUGUAUACACGGGGAAGAGUGCUGGCCUGGGACGUGACUUGCGUCGACACUCUGGUUCCUUCCCAAGUCCAAGUUACGUCAGUUGGUGCUGGGGCUGCUGCUUCGACUGCCGACGACACAGAUAUGUCGGUCUCAGUGAGUCUUACAUAUUUGUGCCGUUAGACGAGACACUUGGCCCGUGGGGUCCAGAGCCUAGGAGAUAGUACAAAGUACUAUCUUCCC